Molecule: messenger RNA, 1137 nt
Organism: Lolium rigidum
Lineage: Eukaryota; Viridiplantae; Streptophyta; Magnoliopsida; Poales; Poaceae
Product: probable carboxylesterase 15
Exons: 1
Coding region: 1-984 (327 amino acids)
Molecular function (GO): hydrolase activity
Source: RefSeq, a predicted model, not a curated record
AUGGCUUCCGAGGACUCCGCCGUGCCUUUCGUCGUGGACGAGUGCCGGGGCGUGCUGUUCGUUUACAGCGACGGCUCCGUGGUGCGCCGGUCCGGGCCGGGCUUCGCGACGCCGGUGCGGGACGACGGCACGGUGGAGUGGAAGGACGUCGAGUUCGACGCGGCCCACGGGCUGGGGCUCCGGCUGUACAGGCCGCGGGAACGGAACCAGCAGCUGCUGCCGGUGUUCUUCUACUACCACGGCGGCGGCUUCUGCAUCGGCUCGCGCACCUGGCCCAACUGCCAGAACUACUGCCUCCGCCUCGCCGCCGAGCUCGGCGCCGUCGUGGUCGCCCCUGACUACCGCCUCGGCCCCGAGCACCGCCUCCCCGCGGCCAUCGACGACGCCGGCGCCGCGCUCCUGUGGCUGGCGUCCCAGGCGGGCGGCGGCGACCCGUGGCUCACCGAGGCCGCCGACUUCAACCGGGUGUUCGUCUCGGGGGACUCCGCGGGCGGCACCAUCGCGCACCACCUCGCCGUGCGGUUCGGCUCGGCCGCGGGGCGCGCCGAGCUGGGCGCCGCCACAGUCAAGGGGUACGUCCAGCUGAUGCCCUUCUUCGGCGGCACGGAGCGGACGAGGUCCGAGGCGGAGUGCCCCGACGACGCGUUCCUGAACCGCCCGCUCAACGACCGGUACUGGCGCCUGUCGCUGCCCGUCGGCGCCACGGCGGACCACCCGGUCUCGAACCCGUUCGGGCCGGACAGCCCGGCGCUGGAGGCGGUGGAGUUCGCCCCCACGCUGGUGGUGGUGGGCGGCCGCGACAUCCUCCACGACAGGGCGGUGGACUACGCGGCGAGGCUGAGGGCGAUGGGGAAGGCCGUGGAGGUGAAGAACUUCGAGGGGCAGCAGCACGGCUUCUUCACCAUCGACCCCUGGUCCGACGCGUCCGCCGUGCUCAUGCGCGCGCUCAAGCGCUUCAUCGACACGGACGGCCGCUUCGACUAGGUCUUCUCAGCGCGUCUCUGCAUGCCGCCGGCCAAUCGCGCGCGGCGUCUUUCGAUCCACUGCCUGUAUGUUUUGCGUUUGCGUCUCCGUGCUUGUCCAAUUACGUUGGUGCACUCACGUGGAGUACUUCUGAUUUCUGAAGACGAAAAUCAG